CCUAACCUUCACGACCUGCGACGAUUUCUUUGUUUCUCUACUUUAUCUUCUGACGAGCCGACUGGGUUUUUUUGCGAUGAAGUCUAUCAGGAAGUCCCUCAACGGGCACAAGGACUCGGUUCGCAAUCACAUUUCGACUCCCAUACCACUGCCUUCAGUGUCCAAGCCCCCUACAUCCAUUAUGCCACCCCAGAAGGUCAUCAGGGCCAUCUCGCCGUACCGGCCACAGGCACCCCAGGAGCUGCCUUUCAAGAAGGGGGACUUCUUCUAUGUGCUUGGCGAUGUUGAGCACCAGGGGUCUUGGUACGAGGCGCACAACCCAGUUACUGGUGCUCGUGGUCUCGUCCCAAAGGCAAUGUUUGAGGAAUUUAACAGAACUUCUUCAAUACAUUCCAGUUACUCGACUCUUGCUCCUGAGGUCGCUCCAUCUUCUAGCACUUUGUCAACACCCGGCAAGAUAAAACCGUCAAAAACAUUCUAUGCCGUCGUUUUACAUGACUUUGAAGCCGAGCGUGCUGAUGAGCUUGAUGCUAAGCAAGGUGACAACAUCACCGUCGUCGCACAGUCUAAUCGCGAAUGGUUUGUGGCCAAACCAAUCGGUCGCCUGGGCCGCCCAGGCCUUAUACCCGUUUCCUUUGUCCAGAUCCAUGAUCCAACCACUGGAAUUCCAGUUCCCGAUGUCGAUGCACUCAUGGAUGGUGGAGAACUGCCCAAGGUCGAAGACUGGAAGCGCGCCAUGUUUAAUUACAAACAAAACAGCAUCUCUCUCGGUGUCAUCGAUUCGCCCAACAACCGUGAAUCCGUUCCUAACAGUCCAUUUGUCACCCAUGCUCAGUCGCCUCGACCCAACGAACCCGAUAACGUCCAAGGCCCUUCGCCUCACAAGCACUACCCCGACAUACAGUCACAGGAACCGGAAUGCCUCCCUGAAGGCAUUCUCCUUUCUGCGGAUGUGGUCUCGUUUCACUUUGAAAUGGAGGAGUAUUGGUUCCGGAUCGAUGCCAUCUUCCAACCUUACCCUCCUUUAGGCGAGAAGCAUCUUCCACCGGCAAAACACUUGAUUCUAUUUCGGAUAUACAACGACUUUUAUGACUUCCAAGUUUCUUUGCUCAACUCGUUUCCACAAGAGGCAGGUCGCGAAGAACCUAACUCGCGUAUAUUGCCCUUCAUGCCCGGGCCAGCCUCAAGUGUCGAUGAUACUCUCACGGCGACUCGAAGAGCUGAGCUGGAUGACUACUUGCACCGCCUUUGCAAUUUGAGCAAUGAUGGCGCAAAAUAUAUCCUGGAACACCGUGUUGUCAGGGAGUUCCUGGCACUUAAGCCUGGUGACGUCGAACAACCAGCGGAAGCGAGAAUUGGGGAGGUUGAUGCGUUGAUAAACGACGAUUUGUCGAGGGAAAUCGAAGAAUACGGAAGCGAAGUCCGUGAUACACUUGGUCGGAUGCGGAUAGAUGAAUAUGGCGACAAAAGUGACGGAUCAGAUUAUGAGGAUGAGGGGUAUGCUCCCUCUCCGCAGCGCCAGGCUCAGGAGCAGUAUUCAUAUGAGCGACAUCCGUAUGGUCCCAACAACGGACACCGACCGGCCGACGAAAUGAAUCUGCGCCUACAUGCCCAUGCCCAGAAUCACCACCAACAGACCCAAUCCACAUCCUCGUUGAAUCGUGCACCGUCCCCUUAUGCGUCCAACUCGCGGUCAAACUCCCCCAUUCCCGAACGGAGUCACUCGCCUCAAUACAGUCAACCGCGGUGGAAUUCGACUGCAUCGCAUCAUGCUUCUGCGUCGACAUCUUCCUUGCGGAAUUCCCAGGCGGGCACCGGUACACGCUCGAGAUCACACUCUACGUCGACGACUCCGGCAAUCUCGCACACGAAUCCUCAGACUGCGUUCGUGAAGAUCAAGAUUUACGACGAGCAUUCAGAGGAUCUGAUUGCGAUACGGGUGCAUCCCAAGGUGACCCGAGCGGAGUUGAUGGAAAAGGUAAAGACUCGGCUGGGUCCAAACGUCGCGGAUCUGCGAUACCGAGACAGUAUGACGAACCAGUUUGUGGGUUUGCAGGACGAUGGACAGCUGAGGGCUUGGAUAGAAGGGACGGACAAGCAUGUUCUAUACGCUGCUUCGCCGGCGCUGGAAUGAACUGUUACAAGACUUUGUAUGUUUCCUCAUUUUGCUUCUUCUCUCCAAGUUCUUUGUCUUUUUGCUCCUUUUUAUUUCCUUCGAUUUCUUGUAUUUCUCUUGAACCAUAGGUAUAUGUAAUAUGGCUACAUUGACUACGGCUAUUAGUUUGUUCUCUUUUAUGAUUUAGUCACAUUAUUGUGAAUUACACAGCGAUGUAGGAUGUUUUCAUGUAACCAUUCAAGCUAAGAAAUAAUUAG
Molecule: messenger RNA, 2373 nt
Organism: Guyanagaster necrorhizus
Lineage: Eukaryota; Fungi; Basidiomycota; Agaricomycetes; Agaricales; Physalacriaceae
Exons: 2
Coding region: 77-2134 (685 amino acids)
Biological process (GO): conjugation with cellular fusion
Cellular component (GO): cytoplasm; mating projection tip
Molecular function (GO): protein binding; protein-macromolecule adaptor activity; phosphatidylinositol binding
Source: RefSeq, a predicted model, not a curated record